AAGACAAAACCCGUCUACCGUCCGCCGACUCAUUUUUCCCGAGCCGUCAGACGCGAAGAUGAAGAGCGUCGUCGCCGCGGCGGUUCUUUCGCUGGUCCUGGUCUCCGUGCGGUGCGCCGCUGCGCCGAUGAGCUGUGAGACGCUGCUGAGGCCUAUAAGCGUCAGCAACGAGCAAAUUUUGGGGCGCUGGCUGUACGUCGGGGGGAGCUCGGACCUCCCCGGGAGUCGGUCCCUGGGGCGCCUGCUCGACAGCGUCCGGCUGGACAUCGGCGCCGCCCCCGUGGGCGACGUCCUCACCAUCUUCCAGGCGCAGAGGAUCUACGGCGAGUGUUCCGGCAUGAGGUACAACGUGACCGUGAAGAACAGCACCAUGUUGAUCGAGCGGCCUUUCUACCUGAAGGAAGUCUACCUGCAGACGGACUGCUCGGACUGUCUGGUGGUCUACGAGGAAGUCAAAUCCAGCCGGGACUCUUUUCGGAGUCUUCUGCUCUUCAGCAGGCGACGGAACGUCUCGGCCGCUGACGUGGAGACGCUGAAGAUGCAAGCCAAGUGCCUCCGCAUGCCCUCCCCGCUCAUGAUGGAGCCGAUCCACGAGCCGUGCCCGGACGACAUCGCGACGACGGACGGGAUCGCCGCCUUCAACUCCUUGUUGGAGGCCAAGAUGGGGCAGCGGCUCGCGAGGCUGCUGGACAACAUUUUCGACAUGUUUGUCAACUGAUCGACGAUUUUGCGCUCCAAAUGAAAUCUGCCGCAAGUAGUGUAGUGUGUCGCCAUUAAA
Messenger RNA from Syngnathoides biaculeatus (alligator pipefish), 778 nucleotides. RefSeq lists its product as uncharacterized. The transcript is spliced from 6 exons. Lineage: Eukaryota; Metazoa; Chordata; Actinopteri; Syngnathiformes; Syngnathidae. The record is from RefSeq and is a predicted model, not a curated record. Bases 59 to 718 code for a protein of 219 amino acids.